AUGUCGACUCCAACAGAAACGAACAAAACCACGACAGAGUCCGGCGCGGAAUCGCCCACGACAGCCAGACCACUCGAAAUGGACGACGACGAUGUGCAAGACACCAGCGUCAUCGCUGACGAUGCCGCAGGGGCCAAAGCCAACACCGCUGCCAACACCACCACAUCAGAGACACCUGCAGCGGCGACCCCUGGUGCCGAGCCAACAACACAACAAUCAUCAACAGAAGCUGCACCACCAAAGCCUCCUCGACCCUUGACCGAAGCUCAGAAGAACGAGAUGAUCUUGAAAGAAGCGUUUCCGACUGUAGAUGACAAUGUCAUCAAAGCUGUACUUAGAGCUAGCGGUGGCAAAGUCGAACCAGCUUUCAAUGCGUUGUUGGAAAUGACCGAUCCCGAUGCUGUCAAGAACGAACCCGAGGCAGUGCCACCGCCGCAACCCCCUCGCCCGGAAGGCCGAGCCCAAAUGUCCCAAGUUGAGGCAGAUGAGCUCUACGCCCGCCAGUUAGCUGAGCACUAUGAUAAUGUCGGCGCAUACGAGGCUCGCACGUCGAGCCGCAGCCGCGAUGCCGGACAAAACCAAGGCCUCGGUGGCGAUGAACGGGAGCAUAGUUUCAUGGACGACGACUUCCCUGUAAUCCGCGAGAAUUUGCGCAAAGGAUUUCUCGAUACGCAAACCAAAGUCAAUGGAUGGAUUACGGGCCUGCGAAAGAAGAUUGAAGAGAGCUUUGAUGAGACCGAAGAGAAUACGCAACGACAGGGUCAACCUUUCCGUCGGCCAGGCGAAACCAGUCGCCGAAGUGGUGACUACGACCGUUAUGAUGCGGAUCCUCAAGUACUCAGCGACGACUUUGCAGGCAUCAGAUUGUCUGCGGACGGAUCCGCCGCUCAAGGUAGACCAAUGGUCAACUCGGGCAUUCAUAGACCCCCUCCACCGUCGAGCUCACCGAGACCCGGUAAUGGCCGAAGAGUAGGAUUCAAAGAGGAAACGGAGGAGAUCAACAUGUACGACGCUUCGCCUACGGUUCCUCCGAAGGAUACACCUCCUAGUUCAGGCACAAAGGCGAGCAAGUGGCAGCCCCUGUCUGCGGUCGAACCGAGCCCCAUCACGGACAAUGAUCCCUUCAGCCUAGGUGAUAGCGAGGAUGAAAAGGAAGCGAGUAAGGAGAAGCCUAAGGAUUCCAAGCUUGAUGACAAUGAACGUCUCAAGAAGGCCGCAGCGGAGGCUAUGGCUGACAACUUGAUGGAGCCAUCAAAGGACGGAGCGUCGGCAGACAAGAAGAGCUAG
Pochonia chlamydosporia 170 is the source of this 1287-nucleotide messenger RNA. RefSeq names its product CUE domain-containing protein. The record is from RefSeq and is a predicted model, not a curated record. Gene Ontology annotation, molecular function: ubiquitin binding; ubiquitin conjugating enzyme binding. Gene Ontology annotation, cellular component: cytoplasm. Gene Ontology annotation, biological process: ubiquitin-dependent protein catabolic process. Bases 1 to 1287 code for a protein of 428 amino acids. NCBI's taxonomy places the organism in Eukaryota, Fungi, Ascomycota, Sordariomycetes, Hypocreales, Clavicipitaceae. The transcript has 4 exons.